Capsella rubella is the source of this 342-nucleotide messenger RNA. RefSeq lists its product as uncharacterized. The transcript has a single exon. Bases 31 to 297 code for a protein of 88 amino acids. The record is from RefSeq and is a predicted model, not a curated record. Lineage: Eukaryota; Viridiplantae; Streptophyta; Magnoliopsida; Brassicales; Brassicaceae.
CUUCUGCCAAAAACAAAGAAAAUAAAAAAGAUGUAUUGUCUUCAAGUUGCAGCUUAUCACUUGUUCUUCAACGCAUCUCGGAUAUGUUAUCUUCUUGCUCUGGUUGUUUUUGUCUUUCUCAGAUUCUUCGAUAUUUUUCAAAAUAUAUCAGCAGAGAAUCAAGUUGGCGUGCCCGGAACAGCAAUAUCGCUUUUGAGGUUAACUGAUAAAGAACAAGCUCAGGGAGAUUUUAAUGUAACUUUCUCUGGUCUUUUUUUAGAAUCUGCAAUCAAAGAUAUCGCUGAUAUUGUUUUCUAGUUAUUUCUGUAUUUAUAUAUGUACUUGAUUGUCGUUAUAUCUCUA